AUGUUACUAUCGUUUAUAUCAAAAAGGUCAAUAAUACCAACUUUCAGUCAAUCAUUUAUAAAAAAUACAAUAAUACAUACAACAAGAUCAUUUUCAUCAACAAAUUAUAAUUCAAAUUCAUAUACAAGUUCAAGUUCAAAUUCUUCUGGAUCAUCAUCAUCAUGGAAUUCUAAUGGGGGUGAUAAGUCAUAUUCUACAUCUUCAACUAAUCCUUCAUCUUCACAACCACCUGCAUCUACAUCUGCAUCAUUGAAUUAUGAUUCUGCAUUAACAACUUUUAAUAUUUGUAAUAUUGCUGUAGCAUAUCAACCAAAAAAUAGAAAACCAAGUACAAAUUUAUUUAAAAAGAAGAAUAAUACAGCUGCAUUAGAUUCACCGACUGGUGAAGAUAAUUUAUUUGUAACGAAACAAAUUAAAGAUGGAUCUAUAGCAAUAGGAGUAGCAGAUGGAGUUGGUGGAUGGUCUGAAGCUGGUUAUGAUUCUUCUGCAAUAUCAAGAGAAUUAUGUUCACAUAUGAAAUAUAAUUUUGAAAAUAGUAAACCAGAUUCAAGCAUUACACCAAAAUCAAUAUUAGAUGAAUCAUUUAAACAAAUUUUAAAAUCAGAUAAAGUUGAAAUUGGAGGAACAACAGCAUGUUUAGGAAUUAUUACAACAAAUUUAAAAUUAAAAGUUGCAAAUUUAGGAGAUUCAUGGUGUGGAUUAUUUCGAGAUUAUAAAUUAAUUAAAGAAACAAAUUUUCAAACUCAUAAUUUUAAUACUCCCUAUCAAUUAGCUAAAAUACCACAACAUAUAUUAAAAAAGGCAGAAUUAGAAGGUAGAAGAUAUAUAAUUGAUUCUCCAAAUUUAGCAGAUGAAUAUGAAUGGGAUUUACAAAAAAAUGAUCUUAUUAUGUUUGCAACAGACGGAGUUACUGAUAAUGUUAUACCACAAGAUAUUGAAAUAUUUUUAAAAGAUGAAUUAGGCGAAGCGAAUAAAUCAAAUAAAUUAGAUCAAGUUGCUAAUAAAUUUGUUAAAGAAGUUGUAAAAGUAAGUAAAGAUAGUAAUUAUCCAAGUGCAUUUGCUCAAGAAUUAAGUAGAUUAACUGGUCAAAAAUAUUUAGGUGGUAAAGAAGAUGAUAUAACUAUUGUUUUAGUAAAAGUUUUAUAG
Molecule: messenger RNA, 1146 nt
Organism: Lodderomyces pseudojiufengensis
Lineage: Eukaryota; Fungi; Ascomycota; Pichiomycetes; Serinales; Debaryomycetaceae
Gene: PTC7
Product: type 2C protein phosphatase
Exons: 1
Coding region: 1-1146 (381 amino acids)
Source: RefSeq, a predicted model, not a curated record